AGCAAACAUUCAAUUAAAAACACAAUUUCGCUGUCAUUUGAUUUCAAUAGUAAUCCUGAUUUGAAUUACACUUUGUUUUGAUUCACACGUGAAUUGAUUUAACGAUAGAUUCAAUUGAAUGAAACAUUAAUGUAAAUCGUGUGACCAUUUUAUGAGCCCAUUAUCACCUCGUGUUAUGUCAGACCCGACGCUAAGACAACGUAAUCCAGGAAUCGCUCAACAAUUCAAUAGUGGUGCAAAAGAUGGAGACCAGAGGCCAACGCACGCACCCCUCCGACGGAUGAGCUCUGAAGGCAUUGAUUCCGAAGACGACAAACUUAUAGACGAGACAAACAUCGGAGAGAUGACCAAAAAAUUGCCGCAAUCGACGGAUCAGAUCAGUGUUGUCUUAGACUUCCUUCCGGCCAAAUGGCGUAAUUAUGUGGUCAGAAGUAUAUUCACAUGUCUUAUGGUCAGCGGGUUUUGUCUAAUCAUAUAUUUGGGUCCAUUGGCCCUCAUGUUUACCUUUGCGUGGACUCACGUAACACUGCUAAUAGUGGUGACCCAAUCGUAUUUGAUUCUGCAGAACAUGUUUGAGGGACUCAUUUGGUUUAUAGUUCCCGUUUCGAUGAUUGUAAUCAACGACGUUAUGGCAUAUUUGUGCGGAUUCUUCUUCGGGAGGACACCACUCAUCAAACUCUCGCCAAAGAAGACAUGGGAGGGCUUUAUAGGCGGCGGUGUUCUCACUGUUAUUCUUGGAAUGAUUUUUUCGCAUGUGUUGUGUCAAUACAAAUACUUUGUUUGUCCGAUUGAAUACUCGGAGGACUUGGAGAGGACGACAAUGGAUUGUAUACCGACUUCGCUAUUCAUGUUGACUGAAUACCACUUACCGUCUGAAUUGAUAUACAUUAACAAACUAUUGCCGAUAAAGAUCCCGUUGACGGUAACGAUGUAUCCGUUUGUAUUGCAUUCGCUGUCGCUAUCGCUGUUCAGUUCAAUAAUCGCGCCGUUCGGCGGAUUCUUCGCGAGCGGUUUCAAGAGAGCGUUUAAGAUCAAGGAUUUCGGAGACAUAAUCCCCGGUCACGGAGGGAUUGUGGACCGCUUCGACUGCCAGUACCUGAUGGCCACAUUCGUCAACGUUUACAUUUCCAGUUUCAUACGCGCGCCCAACGCGACCAAACUCUUUCAACUCAUCCUAAGGCUUAAGACCGACGAACAGUUUAAAUUAUACCAACUAUUGAGCGAUCACUUGAAUUCUACCAAUUUUUUGAAUUCAUUUUGA
Messenger RNA from Medioppia subpectinata, 1261 nucleotides. NCBI's taxonomy places the organism in Eukaryota, Metazoa, Arthropoda, Arachnida, Sarcoptiformes, Oppiidae. The record is from the annotation of a GenBank genome assembly.